Solenopsis invicta (red fire ant) is the source of this 1936-nucleotide messenger RNA. RefSeq lists its product as uncharacterized. Gene Ontology annotation, cellular component: plasma membrane. Gene Ontology annotation, biological process: detection of chemical stimulus involved in sensory perception of smell; sensory perception of smell. Gene Ontology annotation, molecular function: odorant binding; olfactory receptor activity. NCBI's taxonomy places the organism in Eukaryota, Metazoa, Arthropoda, Insecta, Hymenoptera, Formicidae. The transcript has 9 exons. The coding region runs from base 34 to 1314 and encodes 426 amino acids. The record is from RefSeq and is a predicted model, not a curated record.
UAGGGGACCAUUUGCACAACACCUGUGUACGAUAUGAAUUCAGAAAUGGAAAUGUACUAUGCUACGAAUAAACUUUUUUUAUUGCGAAUCGGUGGAUGGCCGUAUCAGCGGAAAAUAUUGAAAGUCUUAAUACCGUGUUUUUUUAUAAUGGUGCACUAUUCUACCGUCGCAACUCAGGUAAUAUGUGAUAUUGAUUACGCAAGUAAUCGUACAAGUGUAUCAAGAAAUAAUCAAUUGAUACUUCUAUUAUAUAACACUUGGGGUGAUGUGGACAUUGCCAUUGAAUGUAUAAUUACCCUGACUUGUCUUUUUGUUGCUAGCGCAAAGUUCAUUAAUAUUGUUGUAAAUAAUGACAAAUUCCGACGGAUAUUGCAACUCAUGAACGAACACUGGAAAGUUUUUAAUAGCGAAUUCGAGCGUCAUAUCUUGAGAUAUUAUGCUAAUAUUGGUAAAAAAACAACUAACUAUUUUGCAGCAUAUUUUAUGAUUGUCAUAAUGUUUUAUUUAACAAUUCCAUUAUUACCAAAAAUUUUGGAUAUCCUAAUUCCGUUGAACGAGUCGCGGCCAUUGGCAUACAUAUAUCAAGCCGAAUACAGAGUGGACAAAGAGAAGUAUUAUUAUCCAAUUUUGUUACAUUGUUCCGUAACGAGUAUAAUUACAGUAACAAUUUUGUUCACCGUCGAUACGACAUAUAUAAUAUGUGUGUUGCAUGCUUGCAGUUUAUUUACAGCUGUCAGCCAGCGACUUGAAAAUAUGACUGGCGAGAUAGACAUUAAAUCAGAUGACGACGAAGAAAAUUACACAGAGAUGCAUUAUCAAUUAUUCGCGGAGAAAUAUCGUUCUACUGGCAAUGAUUACCGUGAAUUGAUAACGUGUUUGAAAAAACAUCAACUUGCAUUAGAACACGUCCAGAUACUGAACUCUACGUUCAAUCAAGUGACAUUUAUUGUUUUAUGUCUGAAUAUGCUGAUUUUGAGUGUAAUCGGAAUACAACUUAUUAAUAACUUGGAAAAGACUGAAGAAGUAAUAAGAUAUGUUUUUGUAAGUUGCGCUGUAUUUACUCAUCUCAUAUGUAUGUGCAUUCCCGGACAAUUAUUGAUAGACCGAAGUACAGAAGUUUUCGACAAAGCGUAUGGUUCAGCAUGGCAUACAUUUUCCAUAAAAACUAGAAGAUUAUUAAGAAUACUUCUUUACAGAAGUCUCGUUCCGUCUACGCUCACGGCUGGGCAGAUGUUUGUUAUGUCUAUGACAAUGUGCAGUUCCGUAACACAAAGUGCUAUGUCGUAUUUUACAGCUUUUUUAUCCAUUAGAUAAGGAUGCACAAUUAUAUUACUUUAUAUAUAUCGCCACAAAAUUGCAAUAUCUAGAAAAGCAAUUAACAUUCCGUAUGUUUUAUAAAAGGCGAUUGUAAUCAUUGUGAAAAAAAAUCAUUGUAAUAAAAUAUCUUACAUGAAAAAUAUAUGUACGUAUUAAACCUAUUUUCGAUGGUCUUGUAAAGCAAGAAUUCUUUCUAACAUAAAAAUUAUAGAAAAUUUUUAAUGCAUAUAGAUAUUAUAGAUAUAUUAAUUUAUGCACACAUAUAUUCCGUUUUCCUUUCGUAGAAGAUUCUUUACUUGAAAACGUAUUUUAAACUUUUUUCACAUAAUUAAAAAUUACGCGUAACAAGUUAUUAUAGAUUUUUAGAGAAAAACGUUAAUCGAUUUGUAUUUCUUAAAUUAAUGAUGUAUUGCAAUCUACUGUUCAUAUAUUUACUAAUGCUGUAUUACCGUAAUAUAGUUGUAUACUCAAGCGGAAUAAAAAAUAAUCAUGAUAUCAAAACGACUUUAAAAUGGAUAUUAGAAGUAAUUUUUGAUCGAUCAUGAUUGAUUUUAAUAUCGAUUUAAAGUUAUAGACUUGUCAUUAAAACACACAUUUAAAAUUCUACCUUUGCUUCUUA